ACAACAAUAGAAAAAUAAAUCCACCUUAAAAAAUGAAAGUUCUAAAGUUACUUUUACUUGUCUUGCUUCCAGUUUCAGCAGUAUCAAGUGCCCCAGUUCUUGAUGCCUUCUUACAAUGCCUCCCUAACCAUAUCCAUCACUCCAUACCAAUCUCUGAAGCCAUCUAUACACCUAAAGACUUAUCUUUUCAGUGCGUACUUCAAGCUUUAGUUAGAAACCGCAGAUUUUUGUCCUCUGCAACACUAAAUCCACUUGCUAUCAUAGCUGCCAAGCAUGAGUCCCAUGUCCAAGCAACUGUAAUUUGUGCAAAGUCUCACGGUCUGCAAAUCAGGAUCCGGAGUGGUGGCCAUGAUUUUGAAGGUCUUUCUUAUCAGUCUAGUGUCCCUUUUGUCAUUCUUGACAUGUUCAAUCUCCGAACUAUCAACAUAGAUAUUGCUAAUGAGACCGCUUGGGUUCAAGCCGGGGCCACUCUGGGUGAACUUUACUAUCACAUAGCCAACGCAAGCAAAACCCAUGCUUUUCCUGGUGGAGUUUGCCCGACUGUGGGUCUCGGAGGUUAUGUUAGCGGAGGAGGUUAUGGGAACAUGAUGAGAAAAUAUGGUCUUUCAGUUGAUAACGUCAUUGAUGCUCGAUUGGUCGAUGUCCGUGGUAAUAUACUAACCAGAGAUUCCAUGGGAGAAGAUUUGUUUUGGGCGAUCAGAGGAGGUGGGGGAGCAAGCUUUGGUGUUAUUCUUUCGUGGAAGAUCAAAUUAGUUCAAAUCCCUGCCAGAGUCACUGUCUUUCAAGUCGACAGGACCCUGGAAGAAGGUGCUACUGAUAUUGUUUACCGGUGGCAACAAGUUGCCAGCAAGCUAGAUAAAGAACUUUUCAUCAGAAUAAACUCCCAGGUUACAAACAGCACUGUCCGACAGGAUGAGAAGACGAUUACAGCCUCUUUCGUCGGCCUAUUCUUAGGACGAAGAGACAAGCUUCUUUCCUUGAUGAAUCUCAGCUUUCCUGAAUUGGGUUUACAGGAAAAAGACUGCAAUGAAGUGAGUUGGGUAGAGUCUACACUGUUCUGGGCACAAUUCCCUAAAGGAACAUCCAUUGAUGUUUUACUGAAUAGGACUUUACAAGCACAAGUAUCUAUCAAAGGCAAAUCAGAUUAUGUAAAGAUGGUAAUUUCUAAGGAAGGAUUGAAGAACAUAUGGAAGAUGUUACUCAAAGUGGAGAAAAUGUGCAUGCAAUGGAAUCCUUAUGGGGGAAGAAUGAGUGAGAUUUCAAACACCGAAACUCCAUUUCCUCACAGAGAAGGUUACCUGUUUAAGAUUCACUACUUCACAUACUGGUAUGAAGAAGGAUCAGAAGCCUCCAACUAUUACAUAAACUUGUCAAGAAAAAUGUACCAAACAACGGCUCCAUAUGUGACUAAAGACCCAAGAGAGGCAUUUCUCAACUACAGGGAUCUUGAUAUUGGGAGUAAUCCCAGCAAUCUUACCAGUUUUGAGGAAGCUGAAGUUUAUGGUAGCAAGUAUUUCAAGGGUAAUUUCUUAAGGCUGACUGGUGUAAAGAAAAGGGUGGAUCCUGAUAAUUUCUUCAAAAAUGAACAAAGUAUUCCUCCCUUGUGACUGAAACCAUCAUAAAAAAGAAAAUGAAGUCACUAGGAUUUGUUGUAUGAAAGUAAAAUUUUGCUAAUUCUAGCAAGAAAGAUGAAUGAUCUACAUACUUAUUUCUUUA
Messenger RNA from Ricinus communis (castor bean), 1716 nucleotides. RefSeq names its product berberine bridge enzyme-like 17. The record is from RefSeq and is a predicted model, not a curated record. Lineage: Eukaryota; Viridiplantae; Streptophyta; Magnoliopsida; Malpighiales; Euphorbiaceae. Bases 33 to 1607 code for a protein of 524 amino acids. The transcript has a single exon. Gene Ontology annotation, molecular function: FAD binding; oxidoreductase activity.